Molecule: messenger RNA, 1133 nt
Organism: Eutrema salsugineum
Lineage: Eukaryota; Viridiplantae; Streptophyta; Magnoliopsida; Brassicales; Brassicaceae
Product: cystinosin homolog
Exons: 8
Coding region: 107-919 (270 amino acids)
Biological process (GO): L-cystine transport
Cellular component (GO): vacuolar membrane
Molecular function (GO): L-cystine transmembrane transporter activity
Source: RefSeq, a predicted model, not a curated record
UGUUUUUUUAGCUUUUAGGCUUCGAUUUGCGCAAAAAAAAGCUUCGAAUUCAUCAACACAACAACUAAUUUCGAAAAAUCAAACGAGAUUGAUCGAAUCCAUAAAAAUGGCAUCGUGGAAUUCGAUUCCGCUCGAAAUCUCUUACGAAAUCGUCGGGUGGAUCGCGUUUGCUUCUUGGUCGAUUAGCUUCUACCCGCAGCUGAUUUUGAAUUUCCGCAGGAAAUGUGUUGUUGGAUUGAACUUCGACUUCGUGCUGCUGAAUUUGACGAAGCACUCGUCGUAUAUGAUCUACAACGUCUGCCUCUACUUUAGCCCCGUUAUUCAGAAGCAGUACUUUGACACUUAUGGCGAUAAAGAGAUGAUACCUGUGGCUGCAAAUGAUGUUGCAUUCUCAAUCCAUGCGGUUGUAAUGACAGCUCUUACACUCUUCCAGAUAUUUAUCUAUGAACGUGGACCUCAAAAAGUAUCCAGACUUGCUACAGGUCUUGUGAUUGUCGUGUGGGCAUUCGCAGCUAUCUGUUUCUUCAUAGCAUUACCUACACAAUCUUGGCUUUGGCUCAUUACUAUCUUCAACUCGAUUCAGGUUUUCAUGACAUGCGUCAAGUACAUUCCACAGGCAAAGAUGAACUUCACUAGGAAGAGCACAGUCGGGUGGAGUAUUGGGAAUAUUCUGCUCGAUUUUGCUGGAGGGCUCGCUAAUUAUCUGCAGAUGGUUAUACAAUCUAUUGACCAAAAUUCUUGGGUGAAUUUCUAUGGGAACAUUGGAAAGACUCUCCUAUCACUCAUAUCAAUAUUUUUCGAUAUCCUCUUCAUGUUUCAACACUAUGUGUUAUACCCAGAGAAGAAAACCUCAAAAUCUCUGGAAACUGGUCAUGAAUCGAACGAACCUCUCAUUGAUCCUUCUCAUGAACAUGUUUAAAGAUCCGAAUACUCUGGAGAAUCAAAGUCAGAAAGAACAAAAAUCCUUAGUAGUUCCAGCCUUCCCUUUGUACAAAUGUAUAAACUCUUAAGACUCGUAGUUUAUCACAUGCUUUAAAAUAUCAAUUUUAUUGUAGCAUUAUAUAGAAACAAAGAAUGUAAACUAGAAUGGUCAAUCUUGAAUUGUCUUGUAAGAAGAAGAUGAAUGUUUAUGU